Messenger RNA from Penicillium brasilianum, 3522 nucleotides. NCBI's taxonomy places the organism in Eukaryota, Fungi, Ascomycota, Eurotiomycetes, Eurotiales, Aspergillaceae. The record is from the annotation of a GenBank genome assembly.
GAAGACUUGGAGCAUACACCAGUAAUGUGAGAAAAGCACCGUCCUUAUCAAGGUUUACUUUUUCAUCUAAAGCUGCCGAGUGGAUUGUGAUUUACUGGCCGUGACAAGUCGCUGUAGCCUUGACCUCGACUCGACAUCACGCCAGUUAUAUCUCCAUUAUCAGAGCUCCACUGCCUUAUACUGAUAGCACGGCUCGCAGCCCUGAGGAGCAUCCAGAAAUCUCAUACUUCUUGAUAGCCCCGCCGCACUUUGACCAAUAUCAUCAUGGAGACACAUCGCGAGUCGAGAACUGCCUCCUUCUACAACAUUCCGCCCCUGCACCUGGUCAGCGUGGAACACCCUGCAGUGAUUCGCAACCUUGAUAAAGCCGUCGCCACGCUGCAGGGCAACACGGGCAUCCAGAAAAUCCUGAACCCUCCCAGGGCUGAUGCACCAAUCAAUUUGAUGCUGAGGCCGGAAGAUGCCAUGUCGCGACCCAUUCAGUCAACAAGCUGUCCUUCAAAUAAUGUCCUACUUAAAGUCACCGUGCCUAAGCGAACGGGACGAAAGCGCAAGAGAGGCACAGAUGAUCCCUUCGUUGAUGCUACGCUAGAGAAUGGAGAGCCCGUGCGGCGUCGCCCAGCAAAGGAUAUCAUUCGCAGUCUAAGCGACAAUCCCUCAAAGUACAGAGUUGAGGCAAUGGGAAAGAUUGAGCGGACUCAUGUGUUUCGAGGGAUGCCCGACUUUGUCUACUCGACUACGAACAGCGCCUUUUCCAACAAGUUUCGAGAACAAAUUCUCCCAUACGAGUUGGAGAAGAUCAAACAGUUUGAUAUCGAAAUGACCAAAGGCGCAACUCUAGGCGUGGACCUCAUCCCCCCUCCUUCCUUUAGCCAAGGGGAGGUGCCUUUCCAGUAUAUAUAUCGCCAAAAUCCCAUGGUGAAAAAGGCCGUUGAUCAAUCCGGUGAAGUCACAACUGUCAACACACAACAAGCAGCCCGAGUGCGCACUCACCUAGUCCCAUACGACAUUUCCCAAGUGCCAAAUCAACCCCAAGAAGGUCUUGCUCCCAUCGAGGACCUCGAAAAGGGCCUACGCGCAACCAUCCAAUUCCUCGAAGAACUCUUCUCAAAGCGACCCGCAUGGACUCGUCGUGCAAUCCGCAAUUUCCUCACCACCGACGAACAGCGCAAUUUCCUCCGCCACGCCGUGCCUUACGUCGGCUACAUCUUCCGCUCCGGACCCUGGCGCGAUGCCAUCGUCAAACUGGGCCACGACCCGCGCACUUCCCCAGCGUACCGCGACUACCAGACCUUCAUGUUCCGCAUUCUACCGCGCGAAGCAGAGCUUGCCCGCGACGGCGGCACAGGCCGUCGCCACAACAUCCCCCGUAUAACCGGUGACGAGACGAAUCAGACUUCCGAGCUGAAAAACACGCACCUCUUCACGGGUAAGCUUCCUCUACCACGCGAUGGUCGGAUCUGGAUGGCCUGCGACAUUACCGACCCCGUCCUCAAAAACAUCCUUUACCCACCGAAUCCACCUGAGAACUUCCUUCGACCGAGCUGCGAGAUUAUCACAGACGGAUGGUUCGGCAACGGCACACUGGCCAAAGUGAAAACGAUCAUGCGGUGGAAGAUCCAGACGCUUAUCGAAGAUCGACCACCGCGCGACGCGGACUUUUGGCGUGUUAUCGCAUUCCCGGAUCAUGCGUACACGGAGGCUGAUUUGGGACUUUUUACGGUUCCAUUAGAAGGGACGACUAGUCGGGAGGUUAGUAUGGCUACAGAGACGCGGGCUUCGAUUAAAGGGGCGCCGUUGUGGAGGAAGAUGCAUGAUCGGGGACGGGGGGAUUUGGAUGGAGAGAAGAUGGGGGUCCUGAAGAGAGCGAGGGGGAAGGGGAAGAAAGGGAAGGCUGUGGCGUUCGAGGCUGAGAGUGAAGAGGAGGCGGAUGAAGGUGGUAAUGGGGAUGAGAGUGAGGGAGAGGAAGAGGAGAUGGAGAGAGUGGAGAUGUGGGAAGAGCAGGCUGCAGCUGCGGUGAAGGCACGAGAGGAUGCAUUGGCUGAGGAGGAUGGGAAUGGGAAUGAGAAUGAGAAUGAAGAGGAGGACGAGGACGAAGAGGAUGAAUUGGAUGAUGAGUAAAUUUGAGUGGUGAUGCAAUUUGAUGCUUAGUGCGGAUUCCACAAGAUACAGCUUCAGCCAAGCUACUGAUGAUGUGUGGUAUCUACGAUUAACGGCCAACGAGGUUCAUUGUAACUCAUUUCAAUUAUAGCUCAUUCAUAUUCGCUGGAUACAUCAAACACAAACCAGACAAGUUAUUAAUUAAAACGAAGCAAAAGCAUAUGUAAUUCGGAAGAAACCAACAAAUCCACGAACAUUGAAUUCCGAUAGAAAAACAAAUAGACAAGGGUAUUCCAAGCAACAGAUAGAAUCAUCAUCCAGACAUCAAGACAUCAAAUUAACUCCGUCAAACCAAGAUCAUCAUAACUCCAUGCACCCCCCAGAAAGCAAAGAAAAUCCAGACCAAGACCAAGACCAAGACCGGGCCAGAACAGACGCCGAGACCAGAUGCAAAUGCAAAUUUCAUGAAACUUUCGAAACCCAUGGCAAACGAAUGUCUACUCCUUGGCAGCACCAGACUCAUUGCUAGCAUCCGUAGACUUGACGGCCUGUUCAUCCGGAACAACCGUCUCCAAAACCGAGGCAAUGGAAGUAGUGAUGACGGGCGUCACGAAAGUAGACUGCGAAGGAAGAGUCUUCUUCGAAACAAUCCCAUUCUCUCUCUCCCCAUCCUCAUCAUCAUCAUAGACGACGGCAAACGAAAACGCAUUACAAUCCUCCGGAUAAUAAUCCGCGGCAUUCAACUCCCCCAGCGGCGAACGGUCUUCGUCCAUCUUAUUCGCCUUGCGAGUCGCCGCGGCUGUAAUGAGGGCAGUGACCUCCGCAGAACGGGGCAGAUCAAUGCCCAGUUCCGCGGGGGCAACGUUUUCUUUACCGCGGUCGUCGCCGGUGGAAGUCUUGGACUCGUCAUCGCUGAUGUCGAGGACGCCGGUGGAGUGUUGCAUUAGGUUGGUCAUUUCUUCUUGCUCGGAGUCGACGUGGAUAUCGAAGAACCAUGAUGCCGGGCCUUUGGGCUUAGAGGGGGUUGUGGUCUUGUUCUUGCCGUGGGAGAGGGCCGUGGCUAGGGAGAAUGGCCGGGCGACACCGCCGCGUUUGCUGGGUUCGGGACGGGCCUUGGUGAUGGUUGAUCGGCGUGAUGCAGACAAGGAUUUGGGUGGGGGUGAGCGGCCGGCCGGUUUGAGGAUGGGUGCGGAUUUGGGUGUUGACAGGGAGAGUUUGGAUGGCGUUGAGAGUCGUGGGGAGAAGUUCAUGUCACGAAUUGAUAGGGCCAUGCGGGAGGUCUUGAGGGGCUUUGGUGAGCCCUUGGAGAUAUCAUCGUCAUCUUCGAGGGAGCGCUUGCGCUUGCCGGAGAGAUUGAGAGUGUUUGGAUCGAUGUUCUCGGCAUUAUCGAUGAAUAUGGAGCUUUUGGCUGAGAACGUCGCG